Molecule: messenger RNA, 889 nt
Organism: Symbiodinium pilosum
Lineage: Eukaryota; Dinophyceae; Suessiales; Symbiodiniaceae
Source: the annotation of a GenBank genome assembly
GAAGCCGGCCCUGCACCUCAAACUGGCCUCGGAGAAGGAGUGUGCAGCAGUUGGCCGCCUGCUGGAGCUAGUGGGCGACAGUGAGCGCUCCUGCAGUGGCAGCGUCGCCGACCUGGAUCCUGCGCAGCUGCAGUUGGUUCCUUUUGUGGGCAGCGACACGUGCGGCAAGCCUGCAAGCCUACCGCCUGCAGAGAGUGGAGGCGCUGAGUUUGCGGCGUGGCCUGACUUCAACGGCUUCGUUCAGGCAGCUGCAGUUCAGGGCCGCUACAGCAACUUCCUGGAGUCUGGGGACGAGGUGGCUUUGGCCAGGUUGCUGUCAACGUCUCCUCCGCGCAAGAAGCUGCGUUGCAGGCAGCAGCACACACGGCCAGAGGUCCAGCUAGCUGCGGCCGCGGCAACUCUUGCAGACACGGUGGAGGACAGUGCUCUGAAAGCAGCGCUCUCCGCGAGUCCUGUGCGAAAGGCGGUAAAGACUGCAGCGUUCGCAGCCGUGAAGCAGGCAAAGAAGCAAGGGCCUGAGCAGCGGAGAGAGCGCGUGCGGCAGCUGACAGCUGCUGCGCAACAGUCCGCAAAGGCCAGCGGCAAGCAGGAUGCCUGCAAGAAGACCCGCGAGACCUCCGUCUCGAAGCACCAGGGCGAAGGCGACUUCGAGUACUCGGGACUGGCUUUCACCUUUGCCAAAGACCAGUCUUACGUUCAGCUACGCACUGUCAGCGGCAAGAAGCGUCUGCUGGUGGCUGUGUCGUCAAGUCAGAGCCAGCAGCACAAGUCUGCUCUACAGGAGUUGGCUGUUUGGGCUGAGAAGCUGGCGCCCUCUGUGUGUGACGAAGCUUCCUUCGAGCGCGUCAAGAGCGAGCUCAGGGAUCGUCGACGAAGUGUGCUUCAGCGA